AUGGCCAAUAACGCCGCCAAAAAGUUCAUACCUUUGCUAGAUAGAAUUCUUGUGAGAAAAAUAACUCCAGAAAUCACCACCAAAUCAGGAUUAUAUCUUCCAGACUCGGCAAAAAAUCCAGCAAAUACUGCAAAGGUAAUAGCUGUAGGUCCUGGAAAACGCAACAAUAAUGGAGAACUAAUACCAACAACACUUUCAGUGGGUGAUGUUGUAUUUGUACCGGAGUAUGGCGGAACGCCGCUCAAAAUUGAUAAUGAAGAGUUUCACGUAUAUAGGGAGGAUGAAUUUAUUGGUAAAAUGUCUAAGGAAGGCGUUGGUAGUGCUAAUGUUGGAAAUUAA
Molecule: messenger RNA, 339 nt
Organism: Babesia microti strain RI
Lineage: Eukaryota; Apicomplexa; Aconoidasida; Piroplasmida; Babesiidae
Product: chaperonin GroES
Exons: 3
Coding region: 1-339 (112 amino acids)
Cellular component (GO): mitochondrial matrix
Molecular function (GO): metal ion binding; ATP binding; protein folding chaperone
Source: RefSeq, a predicted model, not a curated record